This is a messenger RNA of Bactrocera neohumeralis, 3141 nucleotides long. RefSeq lists its product as uncharacterized. The coding region runs from base 1 to 3141 and encodes 1046 amino acids. Gene Ontology annotation, molecular function: zinc ion binding; nucleic acid binding. The transcript has a single exon. The record is from RefSeq and is a predicted model, not a curated record. NCBI's taxonomy places the organism in Eukaryota, Metazoa, Arthropoda, Insecta, Diptera, Tephritidae.
AUGUCGUUAAACCAAUCAAUCGGUGGUACUCCAGCUGGAGACAUUCCUGCAAAUGAGAGUCCCAUAAGUCAACAUUCACCAAUGGGCAGGGUGACAUUUUUGAAAUUGAAGACACAGGCCAUGUUUAAGCGCCUUGAAUGCAUAAGUGUUGAUAUGGACUCGGAGCGGUUGCAAAGCAUGGAUGAAUAUGCUUUAGCAGCAAUAAUUGACUCAGUUAACGAAUUGAAAUCUAACUUCUUAGCUGCACACACAAGUUUGGAAGAGCAUGAUUUUGAAUCCAUUGGAAGUGAUUUACUUAUCCAAUUUGAUACGAAUUUGGUUCAGUUGAAGGCUACUUUACAACGUGAAAUUGGAAAGCGUAGCUCUUCUCAACAUUGUUCCACAUUCAAGAUGAACAGCAAUGAAUUCCAGCCUAUUAUAGUGAAUACUAAUCGUUCACGUUUGCCUCAAUUAACGUUGCCUAAAUUCAGUGGAUCCUAUAUAGAGUGGACAAAUUUCUAUUCGAUGUUCACAUCAGUCAUCGAUAAGGAUAGCGACCUAAACGAUGUGGACAAAUUGCAACAUUUGCGUUCCUGUUUGAGUGGUGCUGCUCUUGACACCAUACGAUCGUUGGAAAUAAAUGAGGCUAAUUAUAAAAUCGCAUUAGAUCUUCUCAUUAAACGAUUUGAUAAUAAACGUCUUAUUUUUCAGGCACAUAUCAGGGAGAUUUUCGGGAUGGACAAAGCAGAUGGUAACGUCGGCAAGCUGCGAGCGUUGACUGACAAGGUCAAUUCGCAUAUAUGUGCGUUGCAGUCACUUGGUUCAAAAGAGCAAAUAGCGGAUUGCAUAGUGGUACAAUUCUUAACACAAAAGUUGGACAAAGUAACUCAAGCAAAAUGGGAAGAAAGUUGGUCAAUAAACGAGUUACCAUCGUGGGAAUCAUUAGCUGCAUUUUUAGAACAUCGAUGUCGUACCCUCGAGAACGUAGAGCAUGCAUUACAAACACAAGCUGAAACAUUCGGUAAACCCGGAAAAACCGUGAGUACACAUCAAAGGAAAACCUUUGUUGCUUCAAAUAGCCCACUAGGUGUUUGUGUAUUUUGUGAAAAUGCUGAACAUUUAAUUUAUAAUUGCCAACGGUUUUUAAAUCUUUCGCCUAACAUUCGCCAGAAAGAAGUUAAGAAACUUUUACUAUGUCUAAACUGUUUAAAGAAAGGCCAUCAGAUGCGAGAUUGCAAAUCUAGUUCUUGUCGAAAAUGUCAUUCAAAGCAUCACACGCUUUUACAUUUUAAUCGUUUACCAUCAGCUAAUGGUCACGAAUUACCAUUAAUACCAAACUCUGUCCAAGCUAAUGCCAUGACUGCAACGCUGCCCACGCUGCCUGACAUCUCUGCUUCCCGAUCUCCAUCUGAUGUUGUGCUCUUAGCUACUGCAAUCGUUUUAGUAAAGAAUCGUGCCGGAACUUUCGUUCCUUGUCGUUCACUUUUGGACUCUGGCUCACAGAUUCACUUCGUCACAAGUCGCUUCGCAAACCAACUUCAACUGCAUAAAUCUAAAUCUUUCGCUUCGGUUUCUGGAAUUGGAGAUGCAAAUUUUCCUACAGAUGGAUACUCAGUCAAUCUCGUACUAAAGUCGCGGACUUCAGAUUACUCAACAAACAUUACUGCUCUUGUCGCUCAAACGAUCACUGAUAAUCAACCUGGAACUUCAGUCAUGACCGAUGAUUGGAAUGUUCCUUCGAAUAUUCAACUAGCUGAUCCUGCUUUCAAUAUACCACAGCGCAUUGAUAUGCUCAUCGGAGCAGGACUUUUCUUCGAACUCAUUUGUGUAGGGCAGAUAAAGUUGGCACCUGGGUUGCCCAUUCUUCAAAAAACUCGACUGGGAUGGGUUUUAUCUGGAGGUUGGCAGCAAACCCCUCAACUAUCAACAUUUAUUGUAAGCCAGAGAUCAUCUAUUGGAAUUGAUAAAGAUAUCCAGUUAGACAAAUUAGUUCGCCGCUUUUGGGAAAUCGAACAUGUUCAUGAACCAAUCACCAAAACUUCUAAAGAAGACCUCGAGUGUGAGGAACAUUUCAAAAAUAAUUACUCACGUCUAUCAUCGGGCGAGUAUUCGGUUAGCUUACCCAUUAAGCGCAGCUUAGACUCACUUGGAGAUUCAUAUUUAACUGCUAGACGCAGAUUCGAGAAUAUUGAACGCAAACUUAGUAGAAAUCCUAAUUUAAAGGCGAAAUAUAGCUCAUUCAUGAAGGAAUAUGAGCACCUUGGGCAUAUGUCAUUAGUCUCUGAAAGAAUGAUUUCCAAGUGCAGGUACUUUCUACCUCAUCAUUGCGUUAUUAAGGAUGAUAGUACGUCAACGAAGUUGCGAGUUGUUUUUGACGGUUCUGCGGCCACAACUUCAGGGUUAUCACUAAAUGACAUACUCAUGACUGGCCCUACCAUUCAACCUAAACUUUUCAACAUUCUUGUUCGUUUUCGUACCUUUCCAAUUGCACUCACUGGGGACAUUUGCAAAAUGUAUCGAUGUGUUCGCGUAACACCUCCAGAUAAUAUGCUUCAGUGCAUACUUUGGCGAGAUUCUCCAGAAGAAAAAUUACGUAUAUACAAGUUAAGCACAGUCACAUACGGCACCAAGCCUGCUGCGUUCUUGGCUAUACGUACUAUGCAUCAGCUAGCAUUAGAUGAAUCCUCAUCUUAUCCGCUUGGUUCAGAAAUCGUUUUUCGAGAUUUCUAUGUAGAUGAUCUUAUCUCCGGAGGAAGUUCAAUAGAGGAAGUACAAAAAAUCAGGCAACAAACUACAAACCUACUUUCUAAAGGUCAUUUUCAGUUAAGAAAGUGGUGCUCUAACAACUCAGAUGUUCUCAGCGAAAUUCCUGUCGCUGAUAGAGAAAGUUUCCUUAGUUUCGAUGAAUCCAGCGAUAUUGUCAAAACUCUCGGACUUGUUUGGAAUCCAUCGAAGGACGUCUUUUUGUUCAAAUACAAGCCUCAGCAAACAUUGGAAAAAUGUUCCAAGCGUUCCGUAUUGUCUACCAUAGCACGUUUCUACGACCCAUUAGGUCUGAUUGGUCCCACACUUACUAGAGCUAAAAUUCUGUUGCAAAGGAUGUGGAGAGACAAGCUCGAUUGGGAUGAAAGUUUACCACUUUCCAUAUGCACAGCAUGGUAA